UCACUCUGUCCCAUCCUCUCAUGGCUGGCAUCACCUUCAAGACUGAAUGCCUCUCUCUCUUCGCAUGGCAACUGUGUCUGUGACAGAGCAGGAGAGCUCCAAAGGAUGAAAUCCCUGGUCAGCACCUCACACCUCCAGCUUGCUGCCUUUGUUCUGGGCACGAUAGGCUGGAUCCUGUGCACCGUUUCAAUGGGAGUUGUGGAAUGGAGAGUGUGGCAUGUGGACAACACUACUGUCAUCUCCUCUGGCGUUGCCUGGGUGGGGAUUUGGAAAGUCUGCUUCAUCAGUUACCUUCAUGUCUCACCUGGCUACAGAGAACAGUUUUGCCAUAAAUUCAGCGGCUAUGACUCCUUCAUCCCCCAUGAAAUUUAUGCUGCUCAGGGCCUCCUGUUGAUCGCCAUGUUCAUGGGCUUGCUGGGACUGGCUGCUACAAUAUUUGCUCUGAGAAAUGUGUACAUGGGAAUCACUCACAAAACUCUCAUUGCCCCGUUCUUCCUGGUGGGUGGCACCUUCUACAUAUUUGCUGGUCUGUGUGUCCUGAUCCCCGUGAGCUGGAAUUUCUAUUCUGUAACUCACAACCAGAGCAUAGCUUUUCCUCCUUCCUACUACAUGCCCUCCAGUCCAGUGGCACAGGAAGCUGGUGCUGCCAUUCCUGUUGGGAUUGUGGCUGUCAUCCUGCUGCUGCUAAGUGGGAUGUUUUCUCUCUCAUACAGAUUUCCCAUGACUGCAAACACUAUCACUAAAUCCUGA
This is a messenger RNA of Hirundo rustica (Barn swallow), 750 nucleotides long. It is a transcript of the gene CLDN34, whose product is annotated as claudin 34. Gene Ontology annotation, molecular function: structural molecule activity. The transcript has 2 exons. Gene Ontology annotation, biological process: cell adhesion; bicellular tight junction assembly. Gene Ontology annotation, cellular component: bicellular tight junction; plasma membrane. The coding region runs from base 106 to 750 and encodes 214 amino acids. The record is from RefSeq and is a predicted model, not a curated record. NCBI's taxonomy places the organism in Eukaryota, Metazoa, Chordata, Aves, Passeriformes, Hirundinidae.